AUGUUUUAUUUUAGCGAGGCUUUGAUCGUUUCCUGUCUUCUAUGCUUUUUUACGCCUCUGCUAUGUCACCGUGCUGACGGCGAUCCCUGCGAAAGCCUUUUAAACACACCAUUUGAAAUUUGCAAGGAAGCGGGUUAUGAAACGAUGGUUCCGUAUCCGAUAGAUGCCACAGAGGAGAGUAAAGAAGAAUAUGCGCUCGACAUGAAAAAAACUAUCGAGAUAAUGAAGAGUAAAAACUGUGCGGCAAGCGGCCUUGUUGAGGCCAUAGAGUGUUCACUUUUUGCUCCAAAGUGCAAUUCUCUGGGAGAUCCAAUCUUCCCUUGCAGAAGAGUGUGCGCAGAAUACCUAAAACAGUGCAAGAAAGAGUUGCAUUCUUUUGACUUGCAUGAAUUGAUACCGCAUUGUCUUCUACUUCCAAAUGAAACUUCCAGUUGUACCCAGUGCUUUUUUCCUCCGAACUUCACCACAAGCAGCGACCCCGAACCAGGU
Molecule: messenger RNA, 489 nt
Organism: Porites evermanni
Lineage: Eukaryota; Metazoa; Cnidaria; Anthozoa; Scleractinia; Poritidae
Source: the annotation of a GenBank genome assembly